AUGAGGUCUCCGGAAUUUCUCAAUUUGUUCCAUCUGAUAGCCCUGCUCGCUGGCGGCCUUUGUGUCUCUGCGAAGUCGAUAGCUAGCGCAGCCUCAGUAUGGCCCCUGCAAACAUUCAGAAGCACCCCGAUCACUGCUCCUUAUAUGAACGUUACCAAGAAUGGUAAGACAGAACCCGGGUACCUCUUCAUCUCGCCCUAUGAUUUGCUCCAAAAGACCGGCCACCCCAUGAUCUAUGCGGAUGACGGGGAGCUCGUUUGGCAUGGCCCGUUGAUGAAUGUAUCCGCUUUCCAACCCCAGAUGCUGGACGGCGAGCCCGUUCUCGCUUAUUGGGACGGUUAUCUCUUCACGGGAUUCGGCUUCGGCGGGAUCACUAUCCUGAACAGCUCAUAUCAAGAGAUCCACCGAGUCACGCUGUCAGGAGACGAUGAAAAGUACGUCACCAUCGACGACUCAAGGACUUACGAGUCCUAUCUCGACGUCCAUGAAAGCCAGAUCACGGAUCAGGGGACUAUACUCGUAACAGCGGUCAAUGUCACGCAGAUGGACCUAAGCUCCAUUGGCGGUCCGAAGGACGGCUGGGUUCAAGAUAGCCUGUUCUACGAGAUUGAUAUCAAAACGAACAAGGUCCUCUUCCGCUGGAGCACGGUCGAGCAUGUCUCCGAAGUACCCCUCUCAAACGCCGUGUUUGCAUUAGGCGAUACAGGGCACAGCAAAGAUAACCCUUACAAAUAUCCACAUCUCAACUCCGUAGCCAAGUACGGAGACUCAUAUCUCAUCUCAUCCCGCCUCAUGUGCAGCAUCUUCCUCAUCGAUAAGAACGGCAAUGUGACGUGGACACUACACGGCCAAACCGGCGGUGACUUCAAGCUUGGCCCUGGCACCCGCUUCUGCUACCAGCACGACCUACGCUUCAUUGCUCACACCGAGGACCGCAUCACUCUGCACCUGCACAAUAACGAGAACACAGCGUUCACUACCCACCCGAUCCUGACCACCGGCCUGAUACUGGAACUCGAUAUGCAGAACCGCACGGUAUCCCUGCUGAAGAAAUUCUGGGACGCAGAGGACCCCGUCUUCGCCCCCUCACAGGGCAGCUACCAGAGCCUGCCUAACGGCCAUGUCUUGAUGGAGCACGGCGCGGUCCCCAAGCUGGAAGAAUACGAUGAGAAUGGUGCGGUGGUCAUGAGAGCCCGGUUUGGAUAUGACUAUGUCAUGAACUCGUACAGAGGCUACCGCUCGGCCUGGACAGGGCGGCCCAACACAAAGCCUGAUGUGCUUGCGUGCCCGGAGCAAGGGGGGAUGGCUGUAUAUGUGAGCUGGAACGGAGCGACGGAUGUGCAGUCGUGGAAAGUCAUGACCGGCUCCGCGGAGGAUAAGCUGAGUGCGGCGCAGAUUGCGCCAAAGAAUGGAUUUGAAACGAAAGUGUGGCUCGAUAAGAUUUCAGAAAAGGUCACUGUCGAAGCUGUUGGGGGAGUCGGCCACGGAACCAAGUCUGAAGUAGUCACGGUGGGACAGGGAUGUUGA
This is a messenger RNA of Aspergillus clavatus NRRL 1, 1527 nucleotides long. Its product is annotated as arylsulfotransferase family protein. Gene Ontology annotation, molecular function: protein binding. The coding region runs from base 1 to 1527 and encodes 508 amino acids. NCBI's taxonomy places the organism in Eukaryota, Fungi, Ascomycota, Eurotiomycetes, Eurotiales, Aspergillaceae. The transcript has 2 exons. The record is from RefSeq and is a predicted model, not a curated record.